Molecule: messenger RNA, 1685 nt
Organism: Rubroshorea leprosula
Lineage: Eukaryota; Viridiplantae; Streptophyta; Magnoliopsida; Malvales; Dipterocarpaceae
Source: the annotation of a GenBank genome assembly
CUGUUUCCUUAUAAAAAUAUUCCCGUUAAUCUUUCCUAAAUUUCUCCGGCUAAUCUCUCCUCUUUCCAGCCCUGCUCCGAAUCUCGCUUUGUAGCUACUGAUUGAGGCGCUGCUAUCGAACCAGAAUUUCGUCUUUUUUUCUUCGAGUUAGGGUUUGAGAAAUUCGAUCGCCGGAGAUGGCUCCUAAUGAUCCGAAGCAAGGCGGUGGUUUUUUCGCUUCGAUCGCUUCUACUCUGUCUAAUUUUGGUAGCGCCAUGACGAAAUCAGUCAACGGUUUGUUGGGUUAUGAGGGAUUGGAAGUUAUUAAUCCAGAAGGAGGCACUGAAGAUGCUGAAGAGGAAGCAAAGAGAGGAAGAUGGAAACAGGAGGACAGGGACAGUUACUGGAAGAUGAUGCAGAAUUAUAUUGGAGCUGAUGUCACAUCAAUGGUAACACUACCGGUACUUAUUUUUGAGCCAAUGACAAUGCUUCAGAAAAUGGAUGAGUUAAUGGAAUACUCCUACCUGCUAGAUAUGGCUGAUGAAUGUGAGGAUCCUUAUAUGCGAUUGGUGUAUGCCACAUCAUGGGCUAUAUCUGUCUAUUAUGCAUACCAACGUACCUGGAAGCCAUUCAAUCCAAUACUUGGAGAGACUUAUGAAAUGGUUAAUCAUGGUGGUAUCACCUUUAUAGCUGAACAGGUUAGCCAUCAUCCCCCCAUGAGUGCUGGUCAUGCUGAAAACCAGCAUUUCAUUUAUGAUAUAACUUCAAAGCUGAAGACUAAAUUUUUGGGGAAUUCAAUUGAUAUCUAUCCUGUUGGAAGGACCCGUGUGACCCUGAAAAGGGAUGGUAUAGUUCUUGAUUUGGUGCCUCCUCCCACAAAAGUAAACAAUUUGAUAUUUGGACGUACUUGGGUUGACUCACCUGGGGAGAUGAUCAUGACAAACCUGACCACAGGGGACAAAGCUGUUCUUUAUUUUCAACCAUGUGGUUGGUUUGGAGCUGGCCGCUAUGAAGUGGAUGGAUAUAUAUACAAUGCAGCUGAGGAACCCAAGAUACUGAUGACUGGGAAAUGGAAUGAGUCAAUGAGUUAUCAACUCUGUGAUGGUGAAGGAGAACCCCUUCCAGGCACUGAACUUAAGGAGGUGUGGAGAGUUGCCGCUGCUCCAAAGAAUGACAAAUUCCAGUACACAUACUUUGCACACAAGAUAAACAGCUUUGAUACUGCCCCCAAGAAUCUGUUGGCAUCCGAUUCUCGUUUACGUCCAGAUAGAUAUGCCUUAGAGCAGGGUGACCUCUCCAAAGCUGGUUCUGAAAAGAGCAGUUUGGAGGAAAGACAGCGAGCUGAAAAGAGAAACCGAGAAGCGAAGGGUCAUCAAUUCACCCCAAAAUGGUUUGACCUUACAAGUGAAGUGACUCCUACACCAUGGGGUGAUUUGGAAGUGUACCAGUUCAAUGGCAAGUACGUCGAACAUCGGGCUGCUGUCGAUAGCUCAAGUAGCGCUGUAGAAAUUGACAAUAUGUCAACUGAAUUCAAUCCCUGGCAAUAUGAAGAUCUUGCUGCGCAAUAGAGAAUAAGCCUGUGUUCUAGAAUUUUCUUACCUUUUGCCUGUAUAAUAUUAUUCAAUCUUUUUAUAUGUUCUAUUCACCGUCUUGUGGUUAUUUACGAAUCGUGACAUCACAAUUAAUAUUAAAAUUGUUAGUUUUUA